Molecule: messenger RNA, 2305 nt
Organism: Musa acuminata AAA Group (dessert banana)
Lineage: Eukaryota; Viridiplantae; Streptophyta; Magnoliopsida; Zingiberales; Musaceae
Product: U-box domain-containing protein 41-like
Exons: 1
Coding region: 181-2088 (635 amino acids)
Biological process (GO): protein ubiquitination
Molecular function (GO): protein binding; ubiquitin-protein transferase activity
Source: RefSeq, a predicted model, not a curated record
GCCUCUCUCUCUCUAGCUUGAGUUGAACGACGCUCUCCAUUGGUCCCCAUUUGCUGUAUCCCUCAAGUCUUCGUUCUUCCAAUUGACCGAGUGCGAAGAACAGUGAACGGAGCAGAGAAGCAAGGUAAGAGGGGGAGAGAUAUGGCGGCCAACCCGCGGCGUGGAUGGAGAUGGGAGUGAAUGGGUAACCACAAGUCAUUCUGGAACUUCUCCAAAUUCCACCGUCGCUCGCCUUCUUCCGCCCUGCCCGCGUCCUCCAGCACCACGGCGGCGGCGGAGAUGCCCAUGGAGUUCCUUUGCCCCAUCUCCUGUUCCCUUAUGGCCGAUCCCGUCAUCGUUCCCCCUUCCGGCCACACCUUCGAGCGCAGCUGCAUCCAGGCCUGCGCCGACCUCGCCUUCUCCCCGCCCGGGCUCGCCGUUGAUCUCGGCCUCUCCCCUCUCGUCCUCAUCCCCAACGUCGCGCUCAAGUCCGCCAUCCUCCGGUGGUGCGAGCGAUCCGGAAUCCCGCAUCCCAUCCCCAUCCCCCUCGAUGCCGCCCGCUCCCUCGUCCGCGGCCUUAUGCCUCCCUCCUUCGAUCCACCUCCCGCCACCCCGCCCCUUGCUCUCGUCGAAGCAGAGGAGGUGGAAAAAGGCGAAUCCUUUGGAGCGCGAGAGGGGACAUACGCGUAUGGUGGAACUGAAAGAGCGAGGGGGGGACGAGGUGAGGUCUUCAGAGGAGCAGCGGUCGAAGAUUCUUACGGCAGAUACGACGGAAAAGGUGAGGCCUUGCUAGCUUCUUCGGCGUUCUCGGAUGAGAAAGAUGGGAUCUUUCGCUCGAGAUCGAACCAGAAUUUUAGGGAGGCGACGAGUCCCAACACUCCUCCCGCUUUCUCCGUUCGCACGAGGAAGCAAGCUUCCUCCUCUCCGCUGUCGACCUCGUCCGCGUACUCGUACCCCACCUCUUCCUCCAAUUCCUCUUUCCAUGAGGUCUUCGUGGAGGAAGCCUCCAAAGAGCCGCCACCACCACCUCAAGUCAACGAUCCGACGGCUUCCGAUCUUGCCCCAUCUCCGACUGCGGAGAUCGACGUGUCGGAGGAGGAAGUGGUGAUCAAAUUAAUGAGUAAGGACAUGUUCGAGCAAGAAUCCACCGUGGUGUUGCUACGGCAAGCCACCAGGGAGAGCCUGAACAGCCGAAUUGCCCUCUGCACGCCUCGUCUCCUCGCAGCCCUCCGUCCCAUGCUCCUUACCCACAGCACCGCCAUCCAGAUCGAUGCCACCGCCGCAUUGGUGAACCUUUCCUUGGAGCCCGCAAAUAGGGUUCGGAUCGUCAAGUCGGGGACGGUGCUGCCGCUCGUGGAAGUGCUCGAGGGUGGCCACCCGGAAGCACGCGACCACGCCGCUGGUGCCCUCUUCAGCCUCGCCCUCGAGGACGAGAACCGGGCGGCGAUCGGUGUACUCGGAGCCAUCCCUCCACUGCUCAACCUUUUCUCCAUGCCCUCCCCCGAUGGAGCUCGCGCCCGCCGCGACGCCGGGAUGGCGCUGUACUACCUAUCUCUCGCUAGCGCCAACCGUUCCAAGAUCGCGCGAGCUCCGGGGGCGGUACGGGCACUGCUCUCCGUGGCAUCGGAGAAGGAGGAGACGCCGCCGUCACAGGGGCCGAGUUUGGUGAGGCUGGCGAUGAUGGUGGUGUGCAACCUGGCCAGUAGCACCGAGGGACGGGCGGCACUGAUGGACGGCGGGGCGGUGGCGAGAGUAGUGUCGCUGAUGAGUUCGCCGUCGGCGGCGGUGGAGGAGUACUGCGUGUCAGCGCUCUACGGGAUGAGCCGCGGGAGCCUCCGGUUCCGCGGACUGGCAAGGUCGGCGGGGGCGGAGCGCGUGCUGAUGCGGGUCGCGGAAGGCAGCGGGGGCGGCGGCGACAUGCGACAGACGAUGGCGAAGAAGACGCUGAGGGCCCUGAGGGGGGCGGACGACGACGAGGAGGCUGCCUCGCCGCCGAUGGGAUUCCUGGCGGACGACGACGGUAGCGUCGUCUCGGAGGGGAUGAUGUCAUUUCGCAGGCGUCCAAAUCAGCAUGGUAACUCGGAGCGUCUGAAAACGGCCGAGUUCUGAACUCGGCCGAGCCCCGACCGAGUUAAGAUGAAUCGCUCCCAUCUUUAUUUCCUCACUUGAUUCUUAGCUGCUAAUUGGUUUAUUACACUUAAAUUCCCCUCUGUAAUUGUCAUCAUCGUCAUUAUCAUCAUGUUGUGCUUGUUGGAGUGUCUUUCAUAAAAGUUCAUAAAUGUGAAGAAAAUUAUAAGAUAAAAAUAAGAAUGAACAUUUAGUGAGA